AUGAUGCAAUCGGGAACGUUUUCUAAGAAGCGCAUCGUUCUUGUGGUGGAAUUACAAGCAAACCUACUGAUGGGUAUUGACGAAACGGACUUUAUGACCUGCCGUCAGGGCAACAACGCUGAUUACUCAAUUGCGAUGUGCGCUUUGCAGGGUCGUCACAAAAUCCACUCGCAGCAAUACUUUUUCCACAAGAUCCGCAAUUUCAUCCGCGCAGAGUUCCCAACUACGCGUAACGGAAACCGCGAACGGCAACGACAAGUCGAGCCGCCAAGCUGUGCAGCCGCGAGUGGGUCUGGUAUUACGCAGUUGUUGCCAGCGCAAGACCAAGGGAACCGUCGCUACGGCACCGGGGUCCGGCGUCGCGACCAUGAACGACAACAGCUAGGCCAAGAUCAAGGCCAUCCCGAUGUGAGUGAGUCCGGUGCCACGCGCGCACAUCCACGCAGGCCGAGGUGGGCCAAACCCACGGCUCUCGACAAACCGGCCCAGAGCUCGGAAGCCCCAAGUAACGGCGAGUUGAGCAACCAGACCAUGCGAACGGACGCGAGUCCGGUGUCACGCAUGUCGGGCCGACGAAGGCUAGGGAGUCGCGGCGCCGGAAUUUCAGGCCGUGAGCGUGGCAACCGGAAGCCACAAUAG
Molecule: messenger RNA, 639 nt
Organism: Phytophthora nicotianae INRA-310
Lineage: Eukaryota; Oomycota; Peronosporomycetes; Peronosporales; Peronosporaceae
Exons: 6
Coding region: 1-639 (212 amino acids)
Source: RefSeq, a predicted model, not a curated record